AAUAACAAGUUAAAUUAUAAAAAACUUAAACCUUUCGAAAUUAUUAAAAAAGUUUUAUUAAUUAAUUUUAAAUUUAAAUUUUUAAAUACGAUACGAUAUUACUUAGUUUUUUAUAUCUUAUUCUUAAAACCGGUAUUUAAAAGCUUAUAUAUUAAAAAUCGUAUUAUUAUCGAACUUAAUAAAUUAAAAUACGAAAUCGAACGAAUUAUUAACUAUCGAACUAAAAAAAAAUAUAAAAAAUACUUUAUUAAAUAA
This is a messenger RNA of Colletotrichum orchidophilum, 255 nucleotides long. RefSeq lists its product as uncharacterized. NCBI's taxonomy places the organism in Eukaryota, Fungi, Ascomycota, Sordariomycetes, Glomerellales, Glomerellaceae. The transcript has a single exon. The record is from RefSeq and is a predicted model, not a curated record. The annotation marks the transcript as partial.